AUGGAUCUUAAGCUAAACAUUUCGUAUCCCUUUCUUUCAAUCAACGUGUUGAAGUUCAAUACAUCAUGUCCCAACACAACCCUAACCCAUCUCAACUGCUUAACUUCCCCGCAACCAUCACCAUCCUCUCUGCAUUUCGAUUCAACCCCAUCCCUAGUCUCCUACCUCAUCCACAAUUUCGAUUUCUCCCCACAAUCCGCUUCCAAACUUUGCUCCACCCACCGUCUUGCUUUCAAUACCACCCAAAAACCUGACUCUCUUCUCAACUUGUUCACAAACUACGGUUUCUCUAAUUCCCAGUUGCGCGACAUCAUUGCCAAGGCACCCUGGCUGCUUUCCUGCAACCUCUUCAAAAGGGUGUUGCCAAAGUUUCAAUUUUUUCUCUCCAAAGGUGCUUCUAACCCUGACAUUGUUAACCUUGUCAUUAAGGACCCUAAAGUCUUGUGUCCAAGCCUGGAGAAUCAUAUAGCCCCAACAUAUGAAUUGAUUUAUACAUUCUUGCAAUCAGAUAAAUACCUUAUUGCUUCUGCAAUUCAGAAUCCAAAUUUACUCUGUGACUAUUUUGUGCCGCGUAACAUUACAUUGCUGAUUCAGAAUGGAGUGUCUGACUCAAAUAUUGCCAGAAUUCUUCGGACUUGGAGUAUGACAUUGAGUGCGCGUGACAUGGUGAGUUUAUUGGAGGAAUUAAAGGAUUUGGGGUUUAAUCCUUCAAAAACAUCUUUUAGUGUAGCAUUGAUGGCCAAAACAACAGUAACCAAAACCAAGUGGAAAGAGAAAGUUGAUGCGUUUAAGAACUGGGGUUGGUCUGAUGAAGAUGUCAUCGAAACAUUUAAAAAGCAACCUCAGUGUAUGUUAACAUCCAUUGAGAAGAUUAAUUUUUUGAUGAAUUUCUGGGUAAAUCAAUUGGGCUGGGAUGCUCUGGCCCUUACCAAACACCCGCUGCUUUUUGGCUUUAGUUUAGAAAAAAGGAUCAUUCCAAGGGCCUCAGUUGUGCAAUUUCUUCUCAAUAAUGGUUUGAGAAGUAAGUCUGCAAGCUUAGCUUCUCCAUUCACAGUGCCUGAGAACAUGUUUCUUGAUAGGUUUAUAAAACGUUUUGAGAAGGAGUCUUCUUAUCUACUAAAGUUGUACGAGGAGAAACUCAAACUUGCAUGUCAUGAUUAG
Molecule: messenger RNA, 1161 nt
Organism: Lathyrus sativus (Indian pea)
Lineage: Eukaryota; Viridiplantae; Streptophyta; Magnoliopsida; Fabales; Fabaceae
Source: the annotation of a GenBank genome assembly